Aureobasidium uvarum is the source of this 2631-nucleotide messenger RNA. NCBI's taxonomy places the organism in Eukaryota, Fungi, Ascomycota, Dothideomycetes, Dothideales, Saccotheciaceae. The record is from the annotation of a GenBank genome assembly.
AUGCUGGUCGGCCUGGAUCCUGGCUUCUCAAUAGUCGACAUCGACACUUUGGCUGUGACCGAUGUCGUCAGACAGACUCCUGCCGGCAACGUCAGGUUCGGUGCAGUCACUUCUUCGGGUAUGGGAUACAUGGGCAUGGGAAGCUGGGUACCCAAACCCAUGGCGACAAAUCUCACAAACAACAAGAUGCUCAUAGCAAAGGAUGUCAACACAUUGUUCAUCGACACUGAUGCUAAAUCUGCCGACAAACGCCAGAUACCUUGGGCUUUUGCUCCCGAAGCUAUUGGCUACUCUUACCCUUACCUACUGUCGCUGCAGCAAACCGCCAAAGGAGCUCUGGAUGUAAGAAGCCCGGACACUCUUAACCUCCUCCAAACUAUCCCUCUCCCUGGUGCUUCGAUUCUCCACGUACCUCAACCCAACAUCAGCUUAGCCCAUGCUGGUAAAGGCUUCCUUGUUGCAAGCGACAGAUGCAUAUGGCGUAUGGUUGCUCUCAACUACGAAGCCCAAGUCAAGCAGCUUGUCGAGAAGACAAAGUUUGAUGAAGCCAUCAGUCUCUUGAACAUGCUGGAAGACACACUACUCAAAGAUAAGCAAGGUUCCGUCAGAGAGAUUAGUAUGCUCAAAGCUCAGAAUCUGUUUUCACAACAAAAGUACAGACCAGCACUGGACCUGUUCACCGAUGUUUCUGCACCCCCGAAGCGUGUUGUCUCAUUGUAUCCCAAGUCUAUCGCCGGCGAUCUCUCGACUGUCGAAGAGGUCCUAGAGUUUACUGACUCGGAAGAACCAUCUGGUGAAACGAGUGCUGCCGAGGAGAACUCAUCACAGCCCGAGGAUCAUGUCAAGACGGCACAAACUCCGAGCAAGUCUGUGUUGGGCAAGUUCAGGCCUGCAGCCAAGGACGACUCUGAUACAGCAUCGAUUCGAUCUUUCCGUACCACAAGCGAAGCACCUAGAGAAAAGCCAGCAAAAGAUGCACCACUGACUGGCUCAGACUUGAAAGCUGCUGUUAUGGCUCUCUGUUCCUACCUAGCUCAAUCACGUGUCCAAGUCCAGAAGUACAUGAACACAGAUGGCGCACUCAAGACAGAACUGACUGAAGGCUCUACACCACCAUUCAGUAAUCUCAUUGAGCUUCCUGAAGGUGCUGAGAAGGUCGAUUGGCAAGCAGAAUUGCUGGAAGUCGCCAAACUGGUCGAUACGACUCUCUUCCGUGCUUAUAUGCUCGCUCUACCAUCGCUAGCUGGUCCACUAUUCCGUCUUGACAACUUCUGCGACCCCCACGUUGUAGAAGAGAAGCUGUACGAAAGUGGAAGAUACAACGAUCUGAUCGACUUCCUCUACGGCAAGAAGUUACACCGUGAAGCCUUGGAGCUGCUAGAGAGAUUCGGUCGCAACGAAGCAGCAGAAGAAGUCAUGCCUGCUCUGAGAGGCGCUGACAGAACAAUCGGUUAUCUGCAGAACCUACCAGCUGAGCUUAUUGAUAUCAUCCUAGAAUUCGCAGAGUGGCCCAUCAAAGUCAAUGCGCAAAAGGGUAUGGAGGUCUUUGUCGCAGAUACGAGAAAUGCCGAGAAUCUUCCCAAGGACAAAGUGUUGAAGUUCUUGGUGCCGUUGGACAAGUCGCUUGCGGUGCAGUACCUGGAACAUAUCAUUCUUGAGCUGAACGACAAGACGCCAGAGUUCCAUCAAAGGCUUGUAGACUUAUACCUGGAGAAGCUACGCGACAGAAAGGAAAGCAAUGAUGAAGAAAGGAACAGCGCUCGGACGAAGUUGGAAGAGUUCUUGCGUAACAGCACGCAAUACCACAAACUCAAGACCUUCAAUCAACUACCCGCCGAUGGUAAGCAAACAUCACACCCUCACUCCACAGUGAUCAUGCUAAUCUUGUCCAAACAGNAUCCCGAUGUGUACGAAGCCCGCGCUAUCGUCCUCUGCGCAAUGGGAAACCACAAACAAGCCCUCCAGAUCUACGUCUUCCAGAUCUGCGAUCACGAAAAAGCAGAAGAAUACUGCAACAAAAUCUAUCUCUCGACAUCCACUUCUCCGUCGGCACCUGUGGGUUCAAACCCUAACACCGGCAGCCAAACCUACGAAAAAAGCAGCAUGGCCAUGGAUCCCGAAGACCAGCAACCAAACGUUUACACCACACUACUCUCACUGUAUCUCAAGCCGCCGAGUCCGCAAAAGGUGCAGUGGGAACCUGCAUUGCAAUUGCUGUCCAAGCAUGGCCCCAGGCUUCCUGCUGCCAACACUUUGGACCUUAUGCCCAGUGACCUGCACGUCAGCGAACUAUCCUCUUACUUCCUCGGUCGCAUCCGCAGCGCCAAUACCGUAGUCCGAGAAGAACGCAUCCUCACUUCUCUCCAAGCCGUCCUCAAGACCAGUUUGUCUUCUGACCUCGCCUUUGGGCCUGAGCACAUGCAACAAAAGGGCGGAAGAAGCAGAAGAGUCGUCAUCAGAGAAGAAGAUCAUUGCAGGGUUUGUCACAAGAGAUUUGGCAAUUCGGCAGUUAGGGUGUAUCCCGAUAAUGAGGUUAUUCACUAUGGAUGUGUGGGCAGAAGUGGAGUGCAGAGGAUGAAGACGGGACAAGGUCAGGGGUUGCAAGCUUUGAGGCAAUUACCUUGGGGCUAG